AUGGCCUUGCUAGACUUGUCUUCUCUUUACAGUAGCCCGGCACUUGGCACUGUCUCAGCGAGCCAUGUCUUGAUUGCCAUCACGUUCUCCGGUGUUUUGUACUGGGUCGUGUCUGCUAUCUACUCAGUGACGUUGCACCCUUUGUCAAGAUUCCCGGGUCCAUGGUACACCUCCUUGAGUUGUAUUCCAUUUUGGAUCUCUGCUAUCUCCGGACGACAGGUGCAAUGGAUGCAAAAACUCCACUCCAAGUACGGCCCGGUCGUCCGCUAUGGGCCAAACGAAUUGAGCUACAUGGACGGCAGCGGUGCCGCCUGGAGGGCAAUCCAUGGCCAUGAAAGGGGUGGCCGAGAAUUCCCAAAGGCGAGAGAGUGGUUUGUGGCGCCGUAUAAUGGUGUCUAUGGCAUCAACAGCGCACCAGCACAUGAGGAUCACCGUCGCUUCAGGCAGGUUUUUGCACCAGCGUUUUCGGAGCGAGCCCUGAAGCGACAGGAGCCAAUCUUCCAGAAGAAUAUCGAUCAGUUGCUUUCCUCAUUGAAUGAAACUUCCGCCCAUGGUGAGAGUGUAAACAUGGUUGAGUUGUACCAAUUCACAGCGUUCGACAUCAUGGGGCACCUCACUUUUGGAGAACCGCUCGGCCUCCUCCAAAGCAACCGAUACUCAAAGUGGGUUGAAGCGGUGUUUGACUCUAUCAAGGUCAUUCCUAUUGCACAAAUAAUUCAAUAUUACGGGAUCCUGGAUUUCGCUUUCAACGUAUUGGAACCACAAUCCAUCAAGCAGAUGAAGUAUAACCACUUCAAGCAUUCUGCCGAUCGUGUCGAUAGGAGACUCCAGAAAGGGUCAGACGAAGCAGAUAUCUGGAGCUUGGUUCUUGACGCAGAUUUAGACAAACAACUGACUCUAGAGGAAAUGCACUGCCACGGCGAUGUCUUCAUGUUAGCAGGCAGUGAAACAAUUGGCACCACACUUUCCGGUGUGACAUAUUACCUGCUCAAAAACGAAGAAAAGCUGGGUUUACUCCUGAGAGAGAUACGCGCAAAGUUUCGGUCUCAGGAGGAAAUCAGUUUCCAGAGUGCCGCGGAACUCGUAUAUCUGAACGCAUGUAUCAAGGAAGCACUCCGGUUAUAUCCCCCGGUGCCAGUCGGAGUUCCAAGAGUGGUGCCGAGCCACGCAUCAGGGAUGAAUAUGCCUGGAGGCCCCGUCCCCGGUGGAACUCGUGUCUCCGUCCACCACUAUGCUACCUACCGUAACCCCGAUAACUUCCGGGAUCCUGACAGCUUCGUCCCUGAGCGCUGGCUCAACGACCCUGUCUAUAGCGGCGACAACCGUGAGUGCUGGCGCCCCUUUGCCUUCGGACCUCGGGACUGCUUGGGUCAGAACAUGGCCAUGCGGGAGACGCAACUCAUCCUUGCUCGCCUCUUGUUCAAGUUUAAUAUAGAAAUUUGCGACGGUGUGGAGGGCGCCUCGGACUGGGAUGAGCAAAAUGCCUAUGUCCUUUGGGAGAAAAAGCCGCUCAUGUGCCAACUCACAUUGGCAUCUGGUCACAUGUCUUCCCCUGAGGAGGAUUAG
Molecule: messenger RNA, 1566 nt
Organism: Trichoderma breve
Lineage: Eukaryota; Fungi; Ascomycota; Sordariomycetes; Hypocreales; Hypocreaceae
Product: cytochrome p450 domain-containing protein
Exons: 4
Coding region: 1-1566 (521 amino acids)
Molecular function (GO): monooxygenase activity; oxidoreductase activity, acting on paired donors, with incorporation or reduction of molecular oxygen; iron ion binding
Source: RefSeq, a predicted model, not a curated record